AGAAUAGGCUUGCUUUUUUUUCCCUCCCUCCCUCUCUUUUCUCUUUUCCCUCCUCUUUCUAUCGGUCUCUCAUUUAAGAGAGCGAAAAGAACCCCACAUUUGACAAAUACAAACAUACUACCAACCAACUAGUACAACCAUGGCAUCCGCAAGCAGCUCUGCACAGGCCGCCUUCGGGCUGGGCCGGAGGAAGAAGGCUCCCGGCCUCCUGGAUCAGAUUGGAAACUUCUUUGGUGGGGACAAGAAGAGGAAGAGCAAGGGAUCUUUCCGGGGCGCUCUCUCUCCAGGCCCUCAGAAAGCCUCUGCCACUUCCCCACGUAAGCGUGGAGCAGAAAACGCUGUGGUCCAUUUCUUCCGCACUAUCGUGUCCCCUGCCCCUCCUAAAUCCAGGUGGAGAGGACUAGCAGCCAAGAUAGGCCUGGGCGACCAGAAGUCACAGUCCGGUAAAGCCAAGAAGGCCGGUGCAGGGGAAGGCACCCUGACUAGGAUCUUCAAAAUGUGAUGAUAUCAGCAGCAGAGGAAGCAGGAGUGCUUCUCCAGCCAAACGCUGAGGUCCCUUUCUACAACCCCCUUCCAACAGCACGAGGGCAGACGUUCAAGAACUCGGGACUAAAGUGGGGAAAAAAAAAAAAAAGAGGAAGAAAAGGAGGAAAUCUCGUCACCCCUUAAUCACACGUCCCCCUCCACCUCUGAUAACACUCUAAUGUAGCGCUAAAUCCUCCCUCGACUCCCCCAUCACCAACCCCCACCCCACCACCCCACCACCCCUUUUUGGCUGGUAGAUAGCGACACAAUCUGUUGCCCCCUCCCCCGCAUGCUUUGUGCUGAGUCUGUGCAGUCAUCCUCAUCAUCGGUGUGAACUGUUUGCUGAAUUUUGACCCUGAAGCCGCUCACAUGUGCAGCCUGAAUGACCUCCUGACCCCCCGCCGUGGCUCUCCCUACAUGUGCUUGGGUUUCUCUGGACGUCUUCGACAGUUAUCUCUAACACACACAAAAAAAAGAGCGGCUAAAGCGGAGCAGGCCCGGAGCAGAAGAGGGUUUUCGGCCGGUUGCGAGUCCGACUGACUCGACCGUCAUUGCCGCUUGAUGAUUGGACGAAAAGGCCCCGGGUCGUUUCUGUUUUAGCAGAGAGCGGUUUUCUGUCUUGUCGCACUUCGUCUUCGUCGUCGCCCUCGGACCUUUCUUCCGUGUUUAAGUUGUGUCUUGUUAUAGAUUUAACAUUGUUGUGAGAGCCACGUGGUUACUUUCAUUCAACCCCCGUGUCUUCGCCGUAGUUAAGUGUCCUGUCAUGAGUGUGAUGUCGAUCUGUGUUCGUCAUUAGGGCCUAAGGCUGGCUGUGGAUUUUGUGGUAAAACAGUUUUUAAUUUCUAAAACCUUCUAAAUCAGUUUUAUGAGAAUAGUCACUGAACAAAACCAACCAGAUAAAUUAGUCAUUUUCUAACAUGUUAUUUCCUUUUUUCAGAUAACGUCAUUCACUAACGUUCCUCUGCAUAUGUAGAACUAAAUCCCUCUGUAGUGCUCUGUAGUUUCCGCCUUUUAUAAACUGCCAGACUCUGAAUCUGCAGCGUUAGCGCCAGAUUCGGACCUCUCCUCUCUGCUUCAGCGCAGUCUAGGUCUCCUCUCUCUUCGUCUUCACCGUUUCUUACCUUACGCACAUACUGUAAAUUCACAACCGCAAGUGCCUUUUCCUCCCCGACUACCAACAACAACGUGCUGUGUUUCGCCCCCCCCCCCCAAUAACUGGAAGACACAAACAGAAAUUUCAAAAAGGUGCUCUGUGACUAACUCUGUGCAGGUUUUUUCUGAAAAAAACAAAACAAAACAAAAACAACAACAAAAGGCCAGUCGAAGAAGAGCUCGGCACUUCCACUUUGUGCUGUUCGGAAAAACAUCUGUCUUCAAAAAAAAAACAAAACAGCAGGCGUGUGUGACCUGUCAGCGUUCGUCCCUCCCACUGUUUGUGCGUGCUUGAGCCUCCCGAGUGCUGUGCAGUGUUUUCUUUUUCUGAAUGGAUCCUCUGGAUGAAUGUAAAAGAUUCCUCCUCAUUAUUGUUGUAUGUGUAAUAAAAAAAAAAAAAUGACCAGCCACUUAACUGAGAAUAAAAAAAAAUAAAAAUUAUAAAACCACCUCUAC
Molecule: messenger RNA, 2133 nt
Organism: Acanthopagrus latus (yellowfin seabream)
Lineage: Eukaryota; Metazoa; Chordata; Actinopteri; Spariformes; Sparidae
Product: myelin basic protein-like
Exons: 7
Coding region: 140-502 (120 amino acids)
Biological process (GO): myelination
Cellular component (GO): internode region of axon; neuronal cell body; compact myelin
Molecular function (GO): structural constituent of myelin sheath
Source: RefSeq, a predicted model, not a curated record